GGUACCGUCACUUUCUUCUCCGUCGGUUCCUCAUCCAUAACCUCGCCAAAUCCUGCACCGGACCUCUUGAUUUCGCUUGUCCUACCUUCCCUCACCGCUGGAGUCGGCUACCGCAGCUAUACCCUCCCAGCGAUAACCUACAUUGAGCCCGAUCCUGCUGCCACGGUAGUCCCUUCUAUCCCUCUGGACGAUCACUACUCCCUCUCCUGGUUUUCAAACGGCAGAUCUCGCCUUCCCCUUUAUAUAAUUUCUCAUAAGCCGUUGGAACUGUACAGCAGCCAAGACGGCUGCCAGCAUUCCAACGCCAAGCAGAGCCUUGGUCCCUUCAUCUUUUGACGUAUAUCGUUCGUCAAUUGUCCGCCUCUGAGCUUGGCAGACAUCCAGUCCUGCAGUAAUGGGUCAGUCGCAUUCCAAGGGCAAUUCUGGCCCUGGCGACUCUCUGCAGUCCUACCCAUCCUUUUCUCGCUCCGACACGAAGGAGUCUCUUCGGUCUAUUCGGGGCUCUAUUCGAUCUAAGAUCCGUAGCAGCGAUAGCCCUCGCGCAUCCACGUCAGCUCUGUCCACGGGGAGCCAGACGGAUAAGUCCGAUGCCGGGUCGAUCAAGUCAACCGGGAGUAGAAGAAGCUCCACCAACCUGACUGCUCAAUCUCCUGGUGCCGAUGACUCAGCUUCUCAACUCGAUGCCCCGGAUCCACCUCCCUCUCCCACCUUGUCGAGCAGCCUGAAACGAGGCCAUAAGGAUGUCGAUGCGAUGCAGCAAAGCGGAGAGGUUGACCACGUGUCGGAUGCGCCUCCCACUGGUGCUGCUCCAACGGGAUCGUCACAGAAAGUCGGCGAAUCCAUUCUUAUCAAGCGGCAAGAUCAGCUGAAUCCAAUCCUGGAUUUCAUCAUGAACACACCUUUGAAUGAUACAUCCUCGUCUCCAGGAAUGGGAAUGGGCGCUCUUAAGUCUAUCGACCUUGAUGACAUGAUCACACGUCUGCUGGAUGCCGGUUACUCAACUAAGGUCACCAAGACUGUCUGUCUCAAGAAUGCAGAGAUCACCGCCAUCUGUAGUGCGGCUCGGGAGCUAUUCCUCAGUCAGCCUGCACUUUUAGAGCUGUCGGCCCCUGUCAAGAUUGUGGGCGACGUUCACGGCCAAUACACCGACCUGAUCAGAUUGUUCGAAAUGUGUGGCUUCCCCCCGUCUUCGAAUUACCUCUUUCUGGGUGACUAUGUGGAUCGGGGCAAGCAAAGCUUGGAGACAAUUCUGCUUCUGUUGUGUUAUAAGCUCAAGUAUCCGGAGAACUUCUUUCUUCUGCGAGGCAAUCAUGAAUGUGCCAACGUUACCCGUGUAUACGGGUUCUAUGAUGAAUGUAAACGGCGUUGCAACAUCAAGAUUUGGAAGACCUUCAUCGAUACGUUCAACUGCUUGCCGAUCGCUUCUAUUGUAGCUGGCAAAAUUUUCUGUGUCCACGGCGGACUUUCACCAAGUCUCUCCCAUAUGGACGAUAUCCGGGGGAUCGCGCGUCCGACUGACGUUCCCGACUACGGGCUGCUUAAUGACCUUCUCUGGAGUGAUCCGGCGGACAUGGAGGAGGAUUGGGAGCCUAAUGAGCGCGGCGUAAGUUACUGCUUUGGUAAGAAAGUGAUCAUGAAUUUCUUGCAACGGCAUGACUUCGACUUGGUAUGCCGAGCCCACAUGGUAGUGGAGGACGGUUAUGAGUUCUACCAGGAUCGCAUUCUAGUCACAGUAUUUUCUGCCCCUAACUACUGUGGAGAGUUUGAUAACUGGGGAGCAAUCAUGUCUGUCUCGGACGAACUCCUGUGCAGUUUCGAGUUGUUGAAACCGUUGGAUUCCACCGCACUGAAGAAUCAUAUCAAGAAGGGGCGGAAUAAGCGGAAUAGCAUGCUCAACAGUCCUCCUGCAAUUGUAUCAGCCCAAAGUUAUUAGACGUCCUGGUGAUUCGUUGCCAAGAAGUCGGCAUGCAUCAUAUGUCACUACCGAAGCGAUCUGGGCCUGG
Messenger RNA from Aspergillus pseudonomiae, 2003 nucleotides. It is a transcript of the gene phzA, whose product is annotated as putative serine/threonine protein phosphatase. Bases 395 to 1933 code for a protein of 512 amino acids. Gene Ontology annotation, molecular function: protein serine/threonine phosphatase activity. Lineage: Eukaryota; Fungi; Ascomycota; Eurotiomycetes; Eurotiales; Aspergillaceae. The record is from RefSeq and is a predicted model, not a curated record. Gene Ontology annotation, cellular component: nucleus; cytoplasm. The transcript is spliced from 3 exons.